Messenger RNA from Protopolystoma xenopodis, 549 nucleotides. NCBI's taxonomy places the organism in Eukaryota, Metazoa, Platyhelminthes, Monogenea, Polystomatidea, Polystomatidae. The record is from the annotation of a GenBank genome assembly.
UAUCAGACAACGACUAAUCAAUCUGCAGAUAAUGUAACUCAUACUACAAAAUGUCUUGCCUUCGCCAAAUAUCGUAGUCCUUGCGAUAACGAUCUUCAGGAAUUCCGAAUCCGAGGGUGUCAAAUGAUUAAUUACGUCGCUGACUAUUUGACCACAGUAAGCCAGCGGCCUGUGUUUUCAAUGGUAAAACCAGGCUACUUAGCUUCGCUCAUCCCUGAUCAUCCACCUCAGAAUCCUGACAGCUGGGACGAGAUAUUUGCAGACAUAGAGAGAGUAAUAAUGCCUGGAGUGACACACUGGCAUCAUCCACAUUUCCAUGCUUACUUUCCAUGCGCCAACUCUUAUCCAGCUAUUUGUGCUGAUAUCCUGUCGGAUGGAAUUGGAUGUAUAGGAUUUACUUGGGCUUCCAGCCCAGCCUGCACGGAACUCGAGGUAAUAAUGCUAGAUUGGAUAGCACAGAGUGUUGACCUUCCGAAACAAUUUAUGUCUGGAAGUGGGGGAGGAGGCGUAAUUCAGGUAACUUUGGCAUAUAUUGUGACCAAAUAUUAA